GCUGGAGGCGCUGUCAGAUGGCCCCGCUACUUAUUGAAAUAAGAACCGCAAAUGGGUUAGAGACCAUGUUAAACCGGAAAGUGUCUUGUUUGAAUCCAAGUAAAGCGAAGUGCUAUUGAACUAGAUACAUGCGACGCUGAAGAACACUUUUCGAAAUUGUAUCGUUUUAAUAAAGAAGAAUAAGAACGCAAAAUCACGGGACAAGUAGAAACCUAUAUAAAAAGAAUUAGGUAGAUUAGGGCACCAGAAAGUUUGUGGAUGUGUCCGAGUGAGUGAGGAUGUUCCAAAGUUCUUUAUGGGCGGUCCCAUAUAUGCUGUAGAUCUUUUAAACACGCAAGAAAAUCCACGUUACUCAGGCAAAAUAAAUGCUAGAAUUCCAGUUACGAGUUAUUGGUUAAGCUGCGCGGCGCGUACGUGCACAGCAACUUUUUUCUGAAGGAUAUAGUUGCUUCGACGUAAUUGUGUUGCAUUAGGAUGGCGACUCCGGCUUUCACAGCUUUCGGUUAUGAGAACGGGGACCGCACACCUCUUCAGGACAAUGUCAGCAGCUGUGAAGGACAGCAAAGAUAUGAAAACGAAUGCCUCGUUGAUGAAGAAUCAGAGAUGUCGGAGGAACCCUUAGGUGAUGGUGAUCCGAUAAUGUUUCAAGAACAGUUACGAAACCACUUUCUCAGGCAUUCGAGUGGUUCAUCGAUCAAUCUUUCAUUUGAUGGAUCAAGUUCGACGGACACGACUCGCUGCAGUAAUCCAGCCUCCUCAGGGGACGCCUUCCGAGAGCAACUACUACAGAAUCCUCGUCAACUUGGCUUUUAUAUCAGGGAAAAACUCCGCUACCAUUUUAUGAGUCCAUUAGAAAAGUGGCAGUAUCGCAAAGUAUUUCCCUGGAAGAUGAUCUUUCAGAUCAUUAAAAUAUUUACUGUCACAACCCAAAUUCUGCUAUUUGGUUUCGACUGCUCGCAAUUCUACAGCGAGCAAAUGGCUACGGAGACGGCUCUAAAGGCAUAUUUCCUAAAGGACUGGGACCCGAUCCGAGAUGUUUACUUUUAUCCGCCGGAUGGACCAUACGCGGUUUACACUGAGGCGGAACUGUUUGACCAAAUAGACACAGCGGUUCAGAAAUACAGCAGAAUUACCGAGGACCCGAUUGGAUCGUUUCGCUAUAAAAUGUUGAAUGGCACUAGAGUGCCGCCGCGACUGUGUCUUACCUAUUACAAUGAUGUUCACAUGUAUGCAUUCAAUGCGACAGUAAGGUACAAUAAUAAGAUACUAUACCAAUGCCUAGAGCUAAGCCAAGAGAAUUACGCGAACUUCUCCAUCGUGAGGUUUCUGAAUAAUACCAAAAUUACGUUGGAUCUUCAACGGGUAAUUAUGGCUCGCUUGGAUUUCGCCGUGUCCACUGUAUACCGGCGUCAAAGUUCUGUAAUCAAUUCAGUCGUUGUUUACCAGAUGGAAUUUAGUAUUGUCUACGAUAAUAAUCAUCAAGAUGGAGUUAUUGAGGUAAAGUUGAACGUGACAAGCGCCGCAGACUCUAGGGAAAGCAAAAGGCCGCAAGUAGCGGCUCAGACCGCACGUCAAAUAUAUAACGUUGCUGUUAUUGCUAUCUGUCUAAUUUCAUUAAUCCUUUGUUCACGAUCCAUCUACCGGUGCUACUCAUUAUUGGGCAAGACCGUCGAGUACUUUAAGACACAUCGACAAGUAGACCUAUGCUGUAGCGACAAAUUCGAAUUCGUUGAUCUUUGGCUUUGCCUCAUCAUGUUGAACGAUAUUCUGGUCAUUUCUGGCACUGUAAUUAAAAUGUCAAACGAGAUGAGCCUGUUGUCUCAACAACGAUAUCUUUGGGCUUCGGUGCUACUGGGCACGGGCUUGUUGUUUGUGUGGUGUGGCGUACUUCGUUAUCUCGGCUAUUUCCGUCAUUACAAUGUGUUGAUGCUUACGUUAAAAAAAGCCGCCCCAAAUCUUCUGAAGUUCCUUAUCUGCGCACUCAUCUUGUUCAUGGGCUACAGCAUCUGCGGAUGGGUCGUUCUCGGGCCGCACCACAUAAAGUUCAGAAAAUUCUCGACAUCACUCGAAUGCCUCUAUGCAAUCACAAACGGUGACGAUAUAUUCGCAACGUUCGCUUUAGCAACUAACGAGUACUCGGAACAUGGUAUUCCUCCAAUGAUUUGGUGGUUUUUGAGGAUCUAUUUUUAUUCUUUUGUUACUCUCUUCAUUUGUGUUGUGAUCAACCUUCUGUACGCGGUGAUUAUUGACGCCUUUGACACAAUCAAGGAAGUGUCCGAUGCUAACUUAAACAAAACGAAAAGUAUCAUUCAUGAGUUCAUCGAUGAAAACCGCGAAAUGGCAUCCAGUGGCAAUUUCCUGCUCGAUGAUGAGUUAGAGGAUCGCAUGAGCGUCUCGGAGAUAUUUUUGUGUUGCUUCCCGUGGUUCCUCCGGGAUCGCAUGAAGUACGUCGACAACGCCGCAGUUGAGUAAACGCAUCUACCAGCUCAUGAAGAGACAUUCGAAAGUAUUGAUCCCCUCUAUCGAGAUACAUGGGAACCGUCAAAUGAGAUCGCCCUAAAUGUUUGACGUAAGAUAUUACUAUAAUUGAGAGAUUGGUGAGCGAUGGUUAAAGAAAAAUAAUCUAUUUUGUCAAAGACACUCUGUACCGCUUCUAAGUGGCGCACGACACUGAUAACUAAAGACGCCGUCUACAAAACUUGCGCGUCAGAUCAGACUGAAUUGAUCUGAGACCAGAAAUUUGUUUGUUGUUUUGAAGGCUUCCAUCAGUUUGUUUGAUCGUAUUUGGUUGGUGAAUUUUUCUUGUUUACUGCUCAGAAGGAAUCCAAUUAGAAAAUUUCAACAGGAAUGGUGAGCUAUCCAGAUUUUGUCGUGGUAAUAGAUGAUGCAUAAGCGAACGUGCUUCUUUGUUACUUAUAAGGAACUGCGUACAGGCGUAUCCGCCUCCAUUUUUUGAGGACUUAAUUUUGUUAUUCUGUCAUAGAAACAAAUGUGUACACGACGCUAUGUUCGUAUUCCACUAGUGUAUCUAACGUGUGCUUAAUAUGCACCGGCGUGUAUUUGUUAUUCGGUUAUUAUUAUAAUUAUAAUAUGCAGCUGCUGAAUUAGUUAGCAUACGCUUCAAAAUAAUGUAGAUUAUUCAGUCCUUUUACCGCAGGCACUUGGCAUUCAAGUCCUCAAAGCCAGGUGGCUCUAUUUGUACAUGUAAAGUACAGUAACCGCCCGCAAGAUUAAAACAUAAUUUUACAAAUGCCAAGAUUUUUAUAACUAAAUAAAAGGUGCUGAUGGUAAGCGGAAACCGGUAAUCUUACCAUUACUAUAGAUCUCAUCAAACCAUAUCGUUAGAUCAUUAUCAUUCGAAUCUUUUUAUACCUCUUGUAAGGUACUACAGCCCAGUAUGUAAUAUCAAGCGUUUCUCAAAACCACGUCCGUGAUAGAAAUGACGUUUCUUAAUUAAUGGAAAGUAAGUGUUACGAUAAUAUAAUGCUCUAACAAAUGCCUAAAAUACACGUUACUAUAUCAAAAUUCAUAGGUGAAAUAUCAAUGAAAUACUAAAAUUAUUUUAACAGGCUUGGUUUACUGCUUAAUCGGAUUCAGGCUAAAGAGAGAAUUGGUGUACUUAAAAUAUAAAAAAUAAUAAAUCUGGAAGGAAGAUUGCCAAAUCAAAAUGCAGAUUUUGUGCAAACGUUAGCACUAGGUGGAUAAUCAAGUAGAUUUUAUCAUUAUAUAAGGCAGUUAUUUAGCGGUCUUCUCGAUAGCGCGAGAUGUACAUCGAGAUUUCCUAAAAGUUUUUUAAAAAAUAAUAUGUUCUGCUACACUAAAAAACCACUAAUUCUUAGAAUAUUCGGUGUUUAUGAUGCGAAUGUAAUCGCACACGUAGCAGAAGUAUUAUUAAGUAAUUUGUAGUUUAACAGUCUAUAUGGAGCUUGAUAUACUAGAGCAGUCAUGGCUAAGUUAACCGUUUUCAAGAUGUAUAGAUACUAGAUAAAGCACACUCAAAAAUAAUGUAUGUGUGUACUAGUGUAUAAUAAAAGCCCUUCUUUGACUGA
Messenger RNA from Varroa destructor (honeybee mite), 4049 nucleotides. RefSeq names its product mucolipin-3-like. Lineage: Eukaryota; Metazoa; Arthropoda; Arachnida; Mesostigmata; Varroidae. Gene Ontology annotation, biological process: monoatomic ion transport; transmembrane transport. Gene Ontology annotation, cellular component: lysosomal membrane; plasma membrane. The record is from RefSeq and is a predicted model, not a curated record. Gene Ontology annotation, molecular function: NAADP-sensitive calcium-release channel activity.